AUCAGGGGCUUGCUCUUGGCAAUACUAAACCACAAGGUAGCCUUGCAGGAGAAAGCAGAGUUCCACCAUGCACAGCUCAGUGCUGCUAUGUUGCCUGGUCUUACUGGCUGGAGUAGUGGUGGGUCAAGGUGAAGAUACCCAGUCUGAAAAUAACUGCACCCACUUCCCAGCUGGCCUGCCACACAUGCUCCGAGAUCUCCGAGCUGCCUUUGGCAGGGUGAAGACUUACUUUCAAACAAAGGAUCAGUUGGACAGCAUGCUGUUAAGCCAGUCCCUGCUGGAGGACUUCAAGGGUUACCUGGGUUGCCAAGCCUUGUCAGAGAUGAUCCAGUUUUACUUGGUGGAAGUGAUGCCCCAGGCAGAGAACCACAGUCCAGACAUCAUGGAACAUGUAAACUCCCUGGGAGAGAAGCUGAAGGUUCUCCGGUUGCAGCUGCGGCGCUGUCAUCGAUUCCUUCCCUGUGAAAAUAAGAGCAAGGCCGUGGAGCAGGUGAAGAGCGCAUUUAGUAAGCUCCAAGAGCAAGGCAUCUACAAAGCCAUGAGUGAGUUUGACAUCUUCAUCAACUACAUAGAAGCCUACAUGACAACGAAGCUCAACAACUAA
Perognathus longimembris pacificus (Pacific pocket mouse) is the source of this 604-nucleotide messenger RNA. RefSeq names its product interleukin 10 (gene Il10). The record is from RefSeq and is a predicted model, not a curated record. Bases 68 to 604 code for a protein of 178 amino acids. The transcript has 5 exons. Gene Ontology annotation, cellular component: extracellular region. Gene Ontology annotation, biological process: immune response. Lineage: Eukaryota; Metazoa; Chordata; Mammalia; Rodentia; Heteromyidae. Gene Ontology annotation, molecular function: cytokine activity.